GAGCGGGGAUGUUUCUUUUUUUUUUUAUUUACACUAACUUUGCAAAAUCUGUCAAUAUGCGUCUGUCAACCUGUCAAUAUCUGUCAGUAUGUCAAGGCAUGUCAAACUACCUCUAAGGUACCUGACGGGCCACAAGUCUUUCUCAUGCAGACAAUGUCUCAGGUUGGAAAAUGCAGUUCUUAGUUUUACAAAAUGUCUUUCUCCUAGAUUGCAACACAUGGGUACUCAUUCCCAGCAAGAGAAAAAAGGGGACUCCUAUCGUCUUGAAACCUCAAGUGCAAAGUCCAUGAUGGAUAUUGGAACAAGGCAGAUUUUCUCUGAGGAACACGACCUCUUCCGUAAGAGUGUGCGCAGGUUCUUUGAGGAGGAGGUGAUGCCACACCAUAAAGAGUGGGAAAAAGCGGGCCAGGUAAGCAGAGAGGUGUGGGAAAAGGCAGGAGAGUAUGGUCUCUUGGGAGUGUUCACACCUGAGGAACACGGAGGCCUUGGAGCGGAUCUGCACUCUGCUGCUGUGGUUUGGGAGGAACAGAUGUACUCAAACUGUUCAGGACCUGGAUUCUCUCUCCACUCUGACAUCGUGAUCCCAUACAUCAGUCACUAUGGCAGCCAAACUCAAAUUGAGCGAUUCAUCCCCCUUAUGGUUGCCGGGAAAUCUAUUGGAGCCAUUGCCAUGACCGAACCAGGAGCGGGCAGUGAUCUGCAGGGUGUGCGAACCAACGCCAAGAAAGAUGGCAGUGACUGGAUCCUUAAUGGAAACAAGGUCUUCAUUACCAAUGGAUGGAUGAGUGACCUGGUGAUUGUGGUUGCUGUGACCAAUCGCGAGGCCCGUACAGCAGCUCAUGGAAUCAGCCUUUUCCUGGUGGAGGAUGGGAUGAAGGGCUUUCAGAAGGGGCGCAAGCUGGAGAAAAUUGGCCUGAAAGCUCAGGACACUGCAGAGCUGUUCUUUGAGGACGUACGUCUACCAGCGGAUGCACUCCUAGGGGAAGUCAACCGAGGGUUCUACUACCUCAUGAAUGAACUGCCACAGGAACGCUUGCUGAUCGCUGUUAUGGCUAUUGCCAGUUGUGAGUUCAUGUUUGAGGAGACCAGAAACUACGUCACGCAAAGGAAAGCAUUCGGCAAAACCAUUGCACAUCUCCAGACUGUUCAACACAAGCUGGCAGAGCUUAAGACUGAGAUCUGUGUAAGCAGAGCGUUUGUGGAUAGCUGCCUCCAGCUCCACGCAUCCAAACGACUAGACUCCUCCACUGCAUCUAUGGCUAAAUACUGGGCCUCUGACCUGCAGAAUAAAGUGGCCACUCAGUGUCUGCAACUGCAUGGUGGAUGGGGGUACAUGUGGGAGUUUCCAAUCGCAAAAGCGUUUGUUGACGCCCGUAUUCAGCCCAUCUAUGGAGGAACUAAUGAAAUCAUGAAGGAGCUGAUUGCCCGAACCAUUGUGGGACCAAACUAGAGAUGGAUGGUGGUCACCCUCUGCAGUGCACUACUCAUAAAUGUGUUCAUGUGGUCUCCCUCUGCAGUGCACUACUCAUAAAUGUGUUCAUGUGUUCAUAUGAAUGUGUUUCUGCUCUGGACGUAAUGUGUUCAUGUGUUCAUAUGAAUGUAUCUCUGCUCUGGACGUAAUGUGUUCAUGUGUUCAUAUGAAUGUAUCUCUGCUCUGGACGUAAUGUGUUCAUGUGUUCAUAUUAGUGCUGUCAAACGAUUAAAAUAUUUAAUCGCGAUUAAUCGCAUUUAUGUCAUAGUUAACUCAAAAUU
Clupea harengus (Atlantic herring) is the source of this 1752-nucleotide messenger RNA. RefSeq names its product long-chain specific acyl-CoA dehydrogenase, mitochondrial-like. The record is from RefSeq and is a predicted model, not a curated record. Gene Ontology annotation, molecular function: flavin adenine dinucleotide binding; long-chain fatty acyl-CoA dehydrogenase activity. Gene Ontology annotation, biological process: long-chain fatty acid catabolic process; fatty acid beta-oxidation using acyl-CoA dehydrogenase; carnitine metabolic process, CoA-linked. NCBI's taxonomy places the organism in Eukaryota, Metazoa, Chordata, Actinopteri, Clupeiformes, Clupeidae. Gene Ontology annotation, cellular component: cytoplasm; mitochondrion.